Grammomys surdaster is the source of this 1647-nucleotide messenger RNA. It is a transcript of the gene Tssc4, whose product is annotated as tumor suppressing subtransferable candidate 4. Lineage: Eukaryota; Metazoa; Chordata; Mammalia; Rodentia; Muridae. The record is from RefSeq and is a predicted model, not a curated record. Bases 512 to 1465 code for a protein of 317 amino acids. The transcript is spliced from 2 exons.
UCGGGCGCUGAAGCCCCGAUAUUCUGAUAGCCAGAGACUCGGUUUCCCAGGAACCCAAGCGAGCUUGAACAGGCCGGAAUCCCGGGAAACUGGCGGGACGCCGCGGCAAAGGCGGCAGGGUUUUGGAGCGUGUACGGACGCUGGAACGGUGAGCACUGGCCUCCCUAGGGCCGCGACCAGGCCAGUCCCUUGCCUGUUUCUGCCAGCCCUUCUUCCGGACCUGGGUGGUGCCCUGCAGUGUGUACCCAGAGAGGCUGCGCUUUGCUGAGAGUCCGUGAUGGGACGAGCAGCUAAUGGAGAUCCCCUGUCACCAGCAUCUCCCAGCGCUCAUCUAUUGUAUGUCCACACUGUUAUGACCUCAUGGUUCACUCUUUCCUUAACCCCACCUAACCUACAGCUCCACAUCUGUGCGUGCUAGGAUACCCUUUAGCCACCCAGCUUCGCGAGGCAUCACGUCUGGCUGAGUAGAGGCGCCUGGCUCACAGUGGAGGUGGGGCGGGUGUCAGGUCGUAUGGCGGAGACAGAGGCUGGCUUGGAGGCUGAGGAACCCACGGAGGAUGACACCCUGCCUUCUGACACCGUCUCCCUCAGCGACUCGGACUCGGACCUCAGCUUACCUAGUGGUGCAGAGGUCCAAGUGUUGUCCCCAGAGAGGCUUUCCGGGGAGGGCCAGGAGGACUCCGGCCCUGAUGACCCUCCCUCGCCCCCCACGGGCAUCCCCACCACUGCAGUGCAGCCGUUCCACCUCCGAGGCAUGAGCUCUACCUUCUCCCAGCGCAGCCACAGUAUCUUUGAUUGUCUGGAGAGUGCAGCCCGGCAGGCACCAUGCUCUGCUCCCCAAACCAGUGUGAGUGACAAUGGCAGCUUCAAGCGACCUGUGGCUCCCCCAAGUCAGACUCCAGCAAGGAGCCUGAGCAGAGUGCAUGGGAGCACUGGCCCGACCAGAGUACUCCCUGUCCCUGAUUAUGUUUCACACCCUGAGCGAUGGACCAAAUACAGUCUGGAAGAUGUGUCUGAAGCCAGUGAGCAGAGCAAUCGUGAUGCUGCCCUGGCCUUCCUGAGCUCCCGAAACCAGGCGUCCCCCACAGACUAUGUGCCCUCUUUCAACCAGGACCCCUCUAGCUGUGGGGAGGGAAGAGUGGUCUUCACCAAACCAGUGCGGGGCAGUGAGGCUAGGACUGAGAGGAAGAGAGUCCUAAAGAAGGGGGUUGUGUCAGGUGCUGGGAGUGAGGCCUCUGUGGAGCUAGCCCAUCUCGCUGGGCCUGAGGCUGAGGAAUGGAGUGGCCACCAGGUACAGCCAGAGGUGGUGGUACCUUCAGAAGCUGCCCAUCCUGAGUCCCCAUCAGGCCCCAUAGGUAUGAAGGCUGUUGGUUUCCAUGGCAGCAAAAAGAGAAGCAGAGACCACUUUCGGAACAGAGACAGUAACCCAGAGGGUACAGGGUCUGAGAGAGGACCCUCAGUUUGACUGCAGUGCCAUCACUCCACCCCCUCACCUGGCCAGUCCAGGUGGGAAGGUGUGGACUAUUUGUAGUAGGGGUAUGUGUGCAGCAGCUCUGGCAGAGACUGGGAAUUGUGGGUCAGGGGACCUUGAAGACCUUUGUGCCCCAGUGUUUUGGGGUGAAUAAUAAAGGUUUCAAAUAUCUUGAA